UCAUCAUAUUUGAGUCGAAUGCAGUCUCAGAGUCUACAUUCUGCUGAAUACAGGGAGGUCGGAAAAGUUAAAAAGCCUUUCACGCCUCCACGAGAGGUACAUGUUCAAGUAACCCAUUCCUUAGCACCAGAAAAGCGCGAGAUUUUUAAUUCUCUGAACAAUUGGGCCCAAGAGAAUAUCUUGGUGCUCCUAAAGGAUGUCGAUAAAUGCUGGCAACCAAGUGACUUUCUACCCGACUCAGCUUCUGAAGGCUUUGACGAGCAGGUCAUGGAGCUACGUAAAAGAUGCAAGGAAAUUCCUGAUGAUUAUUUCAUUGUCUUGGUUGGAGAUAUGAUUACAGAGGAAGCACUUCCCACUUACCAGACGAUGCUUAACACCCUAGAUGGAGUUCGAGACGAGACGGGUGCUAGCCUUACUCCUUGGGCUAUUUGGACUAGAGCAUGGACUGCUGAAGAGAAUAGGCAUGGUGACCUUCUGAACAAAUAUCUUUAUCUUUCUGGACGGGUUGACAUGAAGCAAAUUGAAAAGACAAUUCAAUACCUAAUCGGUUCCGGGAUGGAUCCUCGUACGGAAAACAAUCCCUACCUGGGAUUUAUCUACACUUCAUUCCAGGAGAGGGCAACCUUCAUUUCUCAUGGAAACACGGCUAGGCUUGCCAAGGAACACGGGGACCUGAAAUUGGCUCAGAUAUGCGGUAUCAUUGCUGCAGAUGAGAAGCGCCAUGAAACUGCGUAUACCAAAAUUGUUGAAAAGCUAUUCGAGAUUGACCCUGAUGGCACUGUGUUGGCACUUGCCGACAUGAUGAGGAAGAAAGUCUCUAUGCCAGCUCAUCUGAUGUACGAUGGCCAGGACGAUAAUCUCUUUGAGAACUUCUCUUCUGUAGCACAGCGGCUAGGGGUCUAUACUGCCAAGGACUAUGCCGAUAUUUUGGAAUUUUUGGUCGGAAGGUGGGAUAUUGAGAAGUUGACAGGUCUUUCUGGAGAGGGGCGUAAAGCACAAGAUUACGUGUGCACUUUGCCUCCUAGAAUCCGAAGGUUGGAGGAGCGAGCACAAUCAAGGGUCAAGAAAGCAUCGGCCACCCCCUUCAGCUGGAUUUUCGGUCGAGAAAUCAAUCUAUGAACGCUGCACUGAACGUAGGGACUCUUCUAGCAGCCUUUGAUAAGCAAAUAUAUAAGGUCGGUCUGUCGCCAUCUGGUCUGUAUCAAGAAAUGUGUUAAAAAUAAACAUAAAAUUGUUCCAGUGGUAUAUUUCUCGUUCCUUUAUUUGUUUAGUUUUGAUCAGAUAUGACAGACGAAUAAUUCGAGUCGAGUGAGGAGACGAUUUCUUGCUGCAAUCUUUGUUUUCUUUAUCAACUCGCUUACGAGUAUUAUAAAAGUAGAAUCUUGUGCUUGUUUACCAUAAA
Olea europaea var. sylvestris is the source of this 1402-nucleotide messenger RNA. Its product is annotated as stearoyl-[acyl-carrier-protein] 9-desaturase, chloroplastic. Gene Ontology annotation, cellular component: chloroplast stroma. The record is from RefSeq and is a predicted model, not a curated record. Lineage: Eukaryota; Viridiplantae; Streptophyta; Magnoliopsida; Lamiales; Oleaceae. Gene Ontology annotation, molecular function: stearoyl-[ACP] desaturase activity. Bases 19 to 1119 code for a protein of 366 amino acids. Gene Ontology annotation, biological process: fatty acid biosynthetic process. The transcript has 2 exons.